AUGAAUUUGAAAUUUGAAAUGAAGGGUAGUGUCAAUGGACAUUACUUUGAGAUCGAAGGUGAAGGAAAAGGAAAGCCUUACGAGUAAGUGUCUCUUAAAAGACAGACCACGAUGAAUUAUUUCAUUAUCAUAUAUUACGAUUUAUUUUUAAACAUAGAGUUGAUAAGAUCACAUUGCAGUCGUCACAUAAGGGCCUGACAUCAAAGUAUCAAUGAUUUUGGGAAAUUAUCAAAAAUGAAUAAAUACUUUUUUUGAAAAGCAAAUUGAACAAGAUCAAAGAUUCAUAUGAAGAUUUUCAGCAAAAACUGUCUUGUUUUUAUUCGAGUUUGCAAAUUACCUACAGCCUAUGACAGCAACUUUUCAUCUGCUUCCGUAGUCAGACGAGGUUUAAAGGCUACUGCAGAGCUUAAUCAUGGCUUAAUUCAUUUGCGAUACAAAUUACCAACAGCCUAUGACAUCGACCGAUUCUUCAUCUGCUUCCAGAACCAAGCGAAGUGUAAAGCUACCUCAAAUUAUCGUAUAAAAGCUCAGUCAUAGCUAAAUUUAUUUGCGAUACUUUUUUAGGUCAUACAUGAGCUGUUUCUGAAAAUAAUUUCCAACACUCUUCUCAUCUUAUUUUAGAGGAGUACAGAAGUCUACGUUUUGGGUAACCAAGGGAGGACCCCUUCCAUUUUCCUUUGACAUACUGUCGUCAGUGUUCAAAUAUGGAAACAGAUGCUUUACUAAGUAUCCCGCCGGCAUGCCUGACUAUUUCAAAGAAGCAUUUCCUGCUGGAAUGUCAUUUGAAAGGACAUUUACAUUUGAGGAUGGAGGAGUUGCUACAGCCAGUGGAAACAUUUGGUAUAAAAGUGAUGAUUAGUAUCGGAUUGACACAAUACUCUUUAAAAUUAAUCUUCAAGGUCAUUUUUCACACGGAGAAGGGUGUGCCCUUUUUGAAAGUGUAACUUAGUUGUGAUUCUACCGAGAACGCUUCUUGUCUAGCUACAGGGGAACAAACAUACACAAAAAGCAUAAUUACCAGAGAAUAUGCAGACUACUAAAUUUUGAAAUAGGCAUCUGUGAGAAAAUGGAUUAAGUUAGAAAAACGUCGUAACAUUAUUCUACAGAGUACAUUGCACUCUAGGUAUGUGACACAGUUACAAGAGUUAUUUUACGUAUUUUAAUUGAUAUCUCAAAUUUUCUUAAUUAUACAGUCUUGAGGGAAAUUGGUUUAAGCACAUAUCCAUGUUUCAUGGCGUUAACUUUCCCGCUAACGGACCCAUAAUGGAAAAGAGGACAAUUGGCUGGGACCCUUCCUUUGAGAAAAUGACCGUCUCCAACAACAUGUUGAGAGGUGAUGUAACUAUGUUCCUACAACUCAAAGGAGGCGGUUAUCACAGUUGCCAGUUUCACACUUCUUACAAGUAAGUGUUCUGUCUCUGUAACAGCUCCAACGGUUGAGUAUCAUUCCUUUUGAGCAUUUAAAUCUCAUCUUCUGUGUUUUACGGGAUAAAAGCAACCGAAGAGAACGCUGGGAUGAAAAAGGCCUUGAGAAAACGGCUUAAUACUAAUUUCCCUUGUCGAUAAAAUGUUUGGGAUCGAAUAAGAUUCUCCACAAGAUACUAAAAGUUAUCUAUUACAAUAUCCCUUAAAGCUUAGAACGUUCCCUUCCCUGUAUUUCUUAGUAAAAGAUGUUCAGGGAAAAAUAAUCAUCAUUAAUACAAGUAAUUGCUGAACUUCACUGUACCAAAAGCAAAGUUCAAAAGCAUUGAUGUUCAUAAAAUAAUUAAAAACCCAACGCUGAUAGGUAACGUAAAACACGUAUCUUGUACUUUUAUAAGUAUUUUUUUCCUUUUGCACAGAACAAAGGAGCCGGUCACGCUGCCUCAGAACCACGUCGUAGAACAUCGCAUUACGAGGACCAACAUUGAAGACAAAAGGGUCCUGCUGGAAGAAACUGCUGUGGCUCAUGUAAACCCUUUAUAA
Molecule: messenger RNA, 1965 nt
Organism: Pocillopora meandrina
Lineage: Eukaryota; Metazoa; Cnidaria; Anthozoa; Scleractinia; Pocilloporidae
Source: the annotation of a GenBank genome assembly